Messenger RNA from Manihot esculenta (cassava), 1987 nucleotides. Its product is annotated as DEAD-box ATP-dependent RNA helicase 10. NCBI's taxonomy places the organism in Eukaryota, Viridiplantae, Streptophyta, Magnoliopsida, Malpighiales, Euphorbiaceae. The transcript is spliced from 14 exons. The coding region runs from base 868 to 1956 and encodes 362 amino acids. Gene Ontology annotation, molecular function: ATP binding; nucleic acid binding; RNA helicase activity. The record is from RefSeq and is a predicted model, not a curated record.
UGAAUGGUAAGUAAAAUAAAUUUUUUAGAUCUGUUGGAUUACUUCAGUCGGCACCGGCGACGAAAAAUUGUACAAUGGUAAGUAAAAUAAAUUUCCAAACCCUAAUUCCUUUUUCAUUUUACUCGAGCUUCCCUCUCUCCGUCGCGCCUCUCUCCCCCACUUCACUGACGACUGCCGGCAGCCCAGUCGGCACCGGCGACGUUUCCUUUCUCUCCCCAGCGACGAUAAAUCUUCUCUCUCCUCAGUCAGCGAUAUCUCCUUCUCUCUCUCCAGUCGGCGACAUCUCCCAUCAACGCCUCUCUCCCCUACUUCAUUGACGAGUGCCGGCAGCCCAGUCGGCACCGGCGACGUCUCCUUUCUCUCCCCAGUCAGCGAUAUCUCCUUCUCUCUCUCCAGUGUGGCGACAUCUCCCACUUCCCAGUCGGAGACAACUCUUCCCUCUCCCCAGUCGGCAUCGGUGACAUCUCCUUCUCUCUCCCCAGUCGGUGACAUCUACUCUUUCCAAUCGACGCUUCUCUCUCCCACUUCACUGACGACUGCUGGCAGCCCAGUCGGAGACAACCCUUGCUCUCCCAAUCGGCGUCAGGGACAUCUCCUUUGACUGGAACUCCUUCAGAAGAGAAAGAAGAAGUGAAGACGUUUAAGGAUUUGGGGAUAUGCGAACAAUUGUUGGAAGCGUGUGACGAUUUGGGAUGGAAAAACCCUACGAAGAUACAAGCCGAAGCAAUUCCCCAUGCUCUUGAAGGCAAAGACUUGAUCGGUCUUGCUCAAACAGGUUCUGGUAAAACUGGAGCUUUUGCUCUUCCCAUAUUGCAAUCGCUUCUCGAAGCUUCAGAGAAAUCUGUGCAACCGUUCUUUGCUUGUGUGAUGUCUCCUACGAGGGAAUUGGCAAUUCAGAUAGCAGAGCAAUUUGAAGCUUUAGGAUCUGGCAUUGGUGUGAAGUGUGCUGUGCUUGUUGGUGGGGUAGAUAUGGUGCAACAGGCUAUCGCACUUGGAAAGCGACCGCACAUCAUUGUUGGAACCCCCGGGCGUCUUGUGGAUCAUUUGUCGAACACAAAAGGUUUUUCUCUACGCACACUGAAAUACUUGGUUUUAGAUGAGGCAGACAGGUUGCUAAAUGAGGAUUUUGAGAAAUCACUUGAUGAAAUUCUAAAGGUUAUACCACGGGAUCGAAGAACAUACUUAUUUUCUGCAACUAUGACCAAAAAGGUGAAAAAGCUCCAGAGGGCAUGUCUAAGGAAUCCAGUGAAGAUAGAAGCAGCAUCUAAAUAUUCCACUGUUGACACAUUGAAGCAGCAAUAUCGCUUUAUUCCUGCCAAAUACAAGGAUUGCUACCUUGUAUAUAUUCUGACAGAGAUGUCCGGAAGUACUUCCAUGGUUUUUACUCGAACAUGUGAUGCUACUACUUUUUUGGCCUUGGUCCUCCGAAACCUUGGUUUAAGGGCCAUCCCAAUUAAUGGUCAUAUGACUCAGGACCUCACUUUUAGUGGAAUAUUGCAACAGUCAAAGAGACUGGGAGCCUUAAAUAAGUUCAAAGCUGGAGAGUGCAAUAUUCUUAUAUGCACUGAUGUGGCAAGUAGAGGACUUGAUAUUCCAUCAGUGGAUAUGGUUAUUAAUUAUGAUAUCCCUACAAACUCAAAGGAUUACAUUCAUCGUGUUGGAAGAACUGCCCGUGCAGGACGAUCUGGGGUUGCAAUCUCGCUUGUGAAUCAGUAUGAACUGGAGUGGUAUCUACUGAUAGAGAAGCUUAUUGGUAAAAAGUUACCUGAAUUUCCUGCUGAGGAAGAGGAAGUCUUGCUUCUGCUGGAGCGGGUCACUGAAGCCAAAAGAAUUUCCCAGAUGAAAAUUAAAGAAUCUGGUGGCAAGAAGAGGAAGGGCGGAGGAGAUGGUGAAGAAGAAAUUGAAAAAUAUUUAGGCAUCAAGGAUAAGAAGUCCAAGAAGUUCAAGAAAAGAUGAGAUCAGCAUAACCUUCUGUGGAAUUUUUUUU